AUGGCGGACAAUAAUGACUUAUCCAACGAUAUAGUUGCUGAGAACAAUAAUACCAUGGAAUAUGAAGACAUAGAAGAUGUGAUAAAGGGGUUAUUAGCUUUCGAUUCAUUACCUUAUGCUGGAAGUAUUUUCAAGAUAGUACCGUAUUUCCAUAUGUGUCCUCAUUCAAAGAGAUUGAUACCAAAAGAUGAUCAUUUCAAUAAAAUUUUGCGUGAGAAACCCUACUUCACAGACAUGCCAAUACCAUUACAUCCAGUACUCAAAUCAAGUAUAAAGAGUCCUCUCGAUUUAAACAAUAAAUCAUUUAAAAGAUUUUCUUCUAAGAUUCCAAUAAAAACAUUUGACUUUACUUUUGAAGAUGUUAUAGGUUUCAACGGCCAGGAAAAGUGGAAACCUAAUUUUAUAUAUAAAUGUUCUUAUAUAAGAGGUUUACAUAAAUUCAAAGAAAAGCUGUCAACUUCUAAGCUAGAUGAAAAAAAAUUAAAUGAUUGUUUAAUAAAUAAUUUUCAACACAUUUUAAAUGAUCUUAUCAAUGAAGAGAAAGAAUUCAUCAUUAAGAAAUUAGAAAAUGGAGAAGAAUAUAAUGGUACUGAUAUCCAAUAUGAUUGUUCUAAGCCAGUAUUUCCCAAUGGAAUACAUGAUUUCUUAUUUGGACCAGAUUAUAUGUUUGCCGUUCAUUUAAGUCCAUCACGAAUACCACCUAAACAAGUUUUGAAAACUUUCUUAACUGUAUUACACUCUGGUAUUAAAAUUGAAGAACGAAAUGGAUUCAUAGCAGAAUAUCGAAAUGAUGAGUAUUCAGUAUUGAUGAUUGCAGAUGAAACAUCAAUAGAGUCGGAAAUUUUGAGAGUUUGUGACUCAACAUUUCGAAGUUAUAUUAAAUUGAAUGUAAAUCAAGGAUAUCCAGUAAAACAAGAACGUCAAUCAUGGUUAAUACCUUCAAUAAAGAACUAUAAGUUGAUUGAUGCUAAACCACCACUUUAUUCAGAACCUUAA
Messenger RNA from Hansenula ciferrii, 996 nucleotides. RefSeq lists its product as uncharacterized. The coding region runs from base 1 to 996 and encodes 331 amino acids. NCBI's taxonomy places the organism in Eukaryota, Fungi, Ascomycota, Saccharomycetes, Phaffomycetales, Wickerhamomycetaceae. The transcript has a single exon. The record is from RefSeq and is a predicted model, not a curated record.